AUGGGCGUUUUCAUCUCCGUGUUAAGUAUUGUCGGUACUGUGGGCAACACUAUCGUUAUAACAGUCCUGACACUGAACAACAUAUUCACGAGAAAGACUACCGGUUUGAUUCUAACAAGCCUUGCAGUAGUAGACCUGCUGUGCAGCACAGUGGAGAUUCCGUUGGCCAUUUGUACCAUGAUUGUACGUGUUCCUGAUGACCACUUAUACAAUCUGUCUUUGACACAGCAAGCCCUUGGUCCAUGUGUCUUUUGGGGAUAUACGACCUCAUUCUUUCUCCUUAGCAUCGAUAGAAAUGACGCAUUGAGAAAAAUUUCCUACAGACAGCAAGUGCUCACGACAAAACGAGUUUUAGUUGCUAUCAUCAUAGCAAUGGCAUUCGGUGUGGGUCUGGCUCUGUUUUUUCUCUUUACAACGGAUAACCCAUAUCCACUUCUUCCACGUCAAACUGCGUCAGUCAUGUUAACAUCUGUGCGUGGAGGAUUAUUUUUGUUAUUUCUGCUCUCUGUGUCCUCAAACAUUUAUUACUUCGUGCAAAUCAAGAAACUGCUUAGGGAACAUUCUGAGAUUACAGGUGAUACAUUUUCACAACAACGUAGGAAUCGAUGGAAGACGAGGGAAAGAAAUCUGUCUUGGAGGAUAAUUCAAGUUAUCUUGGUAGUUUCUUUUUCGUAUGUACCCUAUACCAUUGCUUCAAUAAUCCACAACAAUGCUGAAACACAUUCCCUGAACUCCAUUGCCUUAUGUCGCUCAUUAACAUAUCUCAAAUGUGCAGCUAAUGUAUUUAUUUUCACAAAGCUCGAUCGACGUUUCAUAAUGGUCUUUUUUGAUAAACUUCGA
Messenger RNA from Porites lobata, 840 nucleotides. The record is from the annotation of a GenBank genome assembly. NCBI's taxonomy places the organism in Eukaryota, Metazoa, Cnidaria, Anthozoa, Scleractinia, Poritidae.